AUGAUCACAGCCAUGGGAGACUGUGGCGAUGAGCUCUUCAAGGAGCUUGAAAGCACCUACUGUCCACCAAUUGAUCCUGCGUUGUUUGUUGCGAUCGUAUCAGACUUUGACCUGGCGAUCCCCACUCAGGUCGAACAGUUACGCGAAACCCUGGACGUGUUGAAUGCGUCUGCUGUUGAGCAAGAAAACUUGCCAUUUGACCCCACAGGCACAACCAACCUCCGAAAUUCCGAUUUCUCAGGCUCUGCGGUUGGCGAAUCGUCUAACGGUGCACCCUCAGAAUUUACAAGCUGGCCAUCGCUUGAACAUCCUGAACACAGUGAUGGCGACUCCAACGUCGCCAAUCACGACGCCGAAAAGCUCAAAGGCUCGAGGCUUGCGUACACCUUUCUGGGUAUGACAACUGCUGAUAAGGCACAGAACUUGAUUAGCAUGUUCCCGACUAUUACUCGCCUGGAAGCUGAGCGCAUCCUCGAGGAUUGUCAUGACAAUCUUAGUCGCUCAAUGGAUGUCUUACUCAAUCUUGCUUUCAUUGAAGAGACACAAAUCGCGAGAGAAAUCCCUCAACACACACCCAAGGAGGUUGCUCAAGACAGUCAGUCCUCCAUUCCCAAGUCAAUUGAUGGCUUCCAGGCGAAGGACAACCAGAAUGGCGGCGGCAAGAAAUCCCGAAAAAAUAAAAAGCAGAAACAACGUCGAGUCGACCUGGCCUCCCAGGCCAUGGACAGUACCGCUACCAAUAAAUGGGAGUCAGGAAAGAAGGAUAUCGAAUUUCUUUCCGCGCGGGCCUGCGCUUUGCAGAGGGAGAAAAUCGCGUCAACUUAUCAUGAAAAUUCCAUGUCACUUUGUGCAACAAUCAGAGUCUUGGCACAGGCUCGUGCGCCCAAGGACAUCCAUGAGAUUGAAGACGACCCCGUACUCGUCACGCAAGUGGGGGAACUCAGUCACAAGUACCCUGGUAUCAAUCCCAUCACUCUAACUGGCUUGAUUCGGGUUGCAAACAAUGAGAUCCCAGCCGCGGAUGAACUCGCUGACACCCUGGCCCGUCGCCCUAAUCUCACUUCCGUUUCAAAUAUCAUCAGUUUCGUGUCGUCCCCGGUCACCCUCGACGACGAAGAGGAGAAUGUGCCCCCGGCUCUGCAGACAGAGAGUGCUUCGGAUUUCAUGGAUUUCAGCGAAGCCGCUGCUGCUGCCAACUCUCACUUCGCAGCCCGAUCAGCUGCCCUCGCCCAAGCAUCCCAGUCCGCCCGCCGCGCCCGCUCAAACCCCCUCUAUGGCGGCGCCUCUGCCUACUACCGGGACGUUGGUAAUGAGCAACGCCAGCUUGCCAUGCGCCAUUUGGCGACAGCGUCUGACCGACUGGUGGCCCGCCAGUCGUCCCAAUAUGAUCUGGAUUUGCAUGGCGUGACGGUCGCCAAUGCCGUCAGAAUCGCUCGCGAAAGGGUCCAGGCGUGGUGGGACGGACUGGGAGAUCAGAAGUAUGUUCGUGGCGGGGGACAGAGCUGCCAUGGCGGGUUCAAUAUUGUGUGCGGUGUUGGUCACCACUCCCAAGACCGCAGGUCACAUAUUGGACCCGCCGUGUGGAAUAUGCUGCUGAAGGAGGGGUGGCGUGUGGAGCUCAAUCGGGGCUCCAUACACCAAACUAGUCCUAUCCGACCUAGCCCGACCUUUUGCUCCUCCCGAUUUUUGUCCUCAACGCGCAAGCCUCCCCACUCGAAGACAAGCACCAAGGCUCUUAGAGCUGCGCCGACCAUUCCUUUUUUUGGUGCCUUCUUCAGCUCUAACCGCAACCCUGAACAAAAAACCGACGUCAUGUCGCCCCCCAACCAGAGAAGCGAAGAUGAGUGGAGAGCUGUUUUGAACCCAGAACAAUUCCGCAUUCUUCGUGAAAAGGGUACUGAGCGCGCUGGUACCGGUGAAUACGAUUCCCACUACCCAUCCACAGGAGUCUACAAUUGCGCCGGUUGCGAUGCGCCGCUUUACACUGCUGACCACAAGUUCAAAUCUGGCUGUGGCUGGCCAGCAUACUUUGAUUCCAUCCCUGGUGCUGUCACUAGACACGUUGAUAACACAUUUGGUAUGAAGCGCACAGAGAUCGUAUGUACCAACUGUGGGGGUCAUCUCGGCCAUGUGUUUGAGGGUGAGGGGUAUCAAACCCCCACGGAUGAGCGUCAUUGCGUGAAUAGUGUCAACCUACUGCUAUUGGGCAAUGACCCCAUGUUACUUUACAUCAAACUGCGUGACUGGCAUUUUCCCCCAUCCGUAUACACACCGCAGCCUUAG
Penicillium hordei is the source of this 2283-nucleotide messenger RNA. RefSeq names its product Peptide methionine sulfoxide reductase MrsB. The transcript is spliced from 5 exons. The record is from RefSeq and is a predicted model, not a curated record. Bases 1 to 2283 code for a protein of 760 amino acids. Gene Ontology annotation, molecular function: peptide-methionine (R)-S-oxide reductase activity; ubiquitin binding. Lineage: Eukaryota; Fungi; Ascomycota; Eurotiomycetes; Eurotiales; Aspergillaceae. Gene Ontology annotation, biological process: response to oxidative stress; protein repair.